CGAGUGUUUCUCACGCCGAUAAGGGCAUGCAUGCCUGCCGUCGUGCCUGCCUUAUCCCUCGUCUCUUACCGUCGUCGAGCACGCCUCCGUGCGAUGGAAAAGAACACGUCAUCUCCAUUGCCUAGGAGGCUACGACAGACUUCACGUUCGAUUGGAAUCGUUAUUCUUGUCUUCUUCCUCGUCCCAAUUGCUAUCACCCGGUCAUUCUUCACCACACCCCAUUUACCUGCACAUGCUGCAGCGACAAUUGCGCGAUGCCAGCACCUGCAACAGCCUGCAGGACCGCCCGCAAACUUCUAUGAUAGGUCUGAGAACGACCGAUUCGUGCCGGGAACCAAGCCAACCCUCAUAAAGAACGCGAAGAUAUGGACGGGAUUGCACAACGGGACGCAGAUACUAGAGGCGGACAUUCUCAUUGACAAGGGCCUUAUUAUGGGCGUUGGAAGCUUUGGGUAUGACCAACUUGAGGCGUAUGGUAGUAGUCUUGAAGUGGUUAAUGCACACGGUGCUUGGGUCACUCCCGGCAUCGUGGACCUCCAUUCUCAUUUGGGUGAUUACCCAUCGCCUGAACUUGAGGGUGCUUCGGACGGCAACUCUGUCCAGGGCACCGCGCAACCAUGGCUUCGAAGCUUGGACGGUCUAAAUACUCACGACGAUUCAUACCCUCUAUCCAUUGCUGGUGGUGUUACAACAGCCCUAGUGUUACCUGGUUCAGCCAAUGCUAUCGGUGGCCAGGCAUUCGUAAUCAAACUCCGUCAUACUGAGGAGAGAUCUCCAUCCUCGAUGCUUCUUGAGCCGCCUUAUCAAAUCAAUAACUCUUUUCCUGACCCCAGUCUGCCGCCAAGAUGGCGCCAUAUGAAACACGCCUGCGGUGAAAACCCCAGUAGGGUUUACGGUGUAAACCGAAUGGACACAACUUGGGCAUUCCGAGAAGCGUACAAUACCGCUUUUCAAAUCAAACGAAAGCAGGACGCGUACUGUUCCAAGGCAAUGAGUGGGCAGUGGAAAGGCCUUGGGGACUAUCCGGAGGAUCUCCAGUGGGAAGCUUUGGUCGAUGUUCUUCGAGGGCAUGUCAAAGUCAAUAUUCAUUGCUACGAAACUGUUGACUUGAACGACUUGGUCCGCCUUUCCAAUGAAUUCCAGUUUCCUAUUGCUGCCUUUCACCACGCUCACGAAACAUACCUUGUCCCAGAUCUAUUGAAGAAAGCCUAUGGUCAAACGCCAGCUGUUGCUCUGUUUGCCACUAAUGGAAGGUAUAAGAGAGAGGCUUAUAGGCAGUCAGAAUUUGCGCCAAGAAUUCUCGCCAAUAACGGGUUGCAAGUAGUGAUGAAGAGUGACCAUUCUGUUUUGAACUCGCGAUUUUUGCUGUAUGAAGCCCAGCAGGCUCACUACUAUGGCUUGGCGGACAACUUGGCCAUAGCCUCUGUGACUAGCACUUCCGCCGAAAUUAUGGGAAUGGGUCACCGAAUUGGAUACGUCAGAAAAGGAUGGGAUGCCGAUCUCGUUAUUUGGGACAGUCAUCCAUUAUCUUUGGGAGCGACCCCGUCCCAGGUCUUCAUUGAUGGCAUCCCUCAGCUCGAAUCGGCGUAUGUCGCUCACAAGCCCCAGUCUUUCCAAGAAGUGCCCAAGGUGCCCAGUUUCGAUGAUGAGGCCAAACAAGCCCUCAAGUACGAUGGUCUGCCACCUCUAUCUCCAAGCAAAAGUGUGUCAGAUAUAACAGCAUUCACCAAUGUCAAGUCCGUCUUCUCUCGAUCUCCCGUCCAAACCAUCCAGCGCAUCUUUGACUUCCCAAAGAAAGAUGGUGUAGUCCUUGUGCGUAAAGGAACAGUAAUAUGCUCUGGAUCAUAUACAGAGUGUUUCGACGCCAGUAUUCUUAGUAGCGCAAAGCCGCAUCUAGUCGAUCUCGAAGGCGGAUCGAUUUCUCCUGGUCUAGUAUCUUUUGGCUCGCCUCUAGGUUUGGAACACAUCGACCAAGAACCUUCGACAAAUGACGGGAGCGUUUUCGAUCCGUUGAUCAAGACAGUACCAAAGAUAAUUGGAGAUACCCUCAUUCGCGCCGUGGACGGGCUACAGUAUACCACCCGAGAUGCACUUCUAGCUUACCGCUCGGGAGUGACGUCUGCCAUUGUGGCGCCCCGUGCCCAGAAGUUCUAUUCUGGGUUGGGUACAUUCUUCUCCACCGGAGCUGAACACAAACUUGAGACUGGUGCUGUUCUACAGGAGGUCACGGCUUUGCACGUCGCCGUGAGGCAUUUCGGUGCCCCCAGCAUUAGCACGCAGAUAGCUGCUCUUCGUCGGCUCUUACUUGGUCCAUAUGAAGGAGAUUCAGGUGAAUGGUUUGAGAAAGUGACAACGGGAGCCAUCCCACUUGUUGUUGAGGCCCAUAGCGCGGAUGUGAUUGCUACGCUUGUUCUGCUAAAGAAGGAAAUCAAUCGCACAAAGGGAACGGACAUACAAUUGACAAUAACUGGUGCGACUGAAGCUCAUCUGCUUGCCAAAGAACUCGGGGAAGCAGGUGUUGGUGUCGUGCUUAGUCCAUCUCGUCCUUUCCCUUACACCUGGGAGGACCGUAGAAUAUUGCCAGGACCCCCUCUAACCGAGCAUAGUGCUAUUUCCUUGCUCUUGUCGCACAAUGUCACUGUUGGCAUCGGUAUUGAAGAAAUUUGGAGUGCUCGUAAUACCCGAUUUGACGUUGCUUGGGCAUCUCUUGAAGCUGAUGGGAAAAUCACCAAAGAGGAAGCCCUUGCCUUGUCUUCAAUAAACCUGGAGAAAUUACUGGUAGGAAGCGUUGGUAAAGCCACCGAUCUCGUGGCGACGCGCGGGGGUGAUAUACUAGAGCUAGAGUCGAAAGUUGUUGCUGUGAUCUCUCCUCAGCGAGGAUUUGUCCAUAUUUUUUGAAUAUCCCUUAGACAAUUUACAUGCUAAGUUAUAUACUGAUCUAACAGGACAAUUUUUACAGUGUUACUUUCAAU
This is a messenger RNA of Desarmillaria tabescens, 2972 nucleotides long. RefSeq names its product carbohydrate esterase family 9 protein. The transcript is spliced from 17 exons. Gene Ontology annotation, biological process: purine nucleobase catabolic process. Gene Ontology annotation, molecular function: allantoinase activity. Lineage: Eukaryota; Fungi; Basidiomycota; Agaricomycetes; Agaricales; Physalacriaceae. Gene Ontology annotation, cellular component: cytoplasm. The coding region runs from base 31 to 2898 and encodes 955 amino acids. The record is from RefSeq and is a predicted model, not a curated record.